Molecule: messenger RNA, 272 nt
Organism: Sphenostylis stenocarpa
Lineage: Eukaryota; Viridiplantae; Streptophyta; Magnoliopsida; Fabales; Fabaceae
Source: the annotation of a GenBank genome assembly
AUGGCUGAUGAAAAGAAGAAUAAAGGGCACAACAAAAACUUAGAAUCAAAACUCGUAGCGAAGGGCACCAACGACAGCGGCGAUAGUAGCAGCAAGUGGCGCGACAUACAACGGCGACAACAGCAACAGGUGGAACAACAUACAAAGCCGACAACAGCGGAAGUUGGCGCAACGACAACAGUAAGUGGCGUGAUGGCAGCAGCGGGUGGCGCAACAAACACCGGCAACGACAUUCGUAGUAGAGACAAAGAGAAUGGGGAGCUCUACUAUGG